Messenger RNA from Danio rerio (zebrafish), 2122 nucleotides. RefSeq names its product guanylate cyclase 1 soluble subunit beta 1 (gene gucy1b1). Lineage: Eukaryota; Metazoa; Chordata; Actinopteri; Cypriniformes; Danionidae. Gene Ontology annotation, biological process: cyclic nucleotide biosynthetic process; cGMP biosynthetic process; intracellular signal transduction. Gene Ontology annotation, cellular component: cytoplasm; guanylate cyclase complex, soluble. The record is from RefSeq and is marked validated. Gene Ontology annotation, molecular function: guanylate cyclase activity; phosphorus-oxygen lyase activity; heme binding.
ACCAGCUGUGUGUACUUUUUGCAUCCUCGCGCUCCCGUUGGCUACAUCCUUUGUCAAUAACAUAGCGCUCGUUUCAGGAAUGGUCGUUUCAUCCGUAACAGCUGUACAGUUUGUCAGUGCUGGUGUUUAGUGAUUUAAUACAUCAGAAACCGGGGAUUGGCGAAUUAAUCGAAACAUGUAUGGUUUUGUGAACCACGCGUUGGAACUUCUGGUGUUGAGAAAUUAUGGUCCAGAUGUGUGGGAGGACAUUAAGAGAGAGGCUCAGGUUGAUGUAGAGGGACAGUUUCUGGUCAGAAUUAUCUAUGAAGAUGCCAAAACAUAUGACCUUGUGGCUGCUGCAAGCAAAGUUCUAAAAAUGGAUGCCGGUGGUAUCUUGCAAAUGUUUGGGAAAAUGUUUUUUGAGUUCUGUCAGGAAUCUGGGUACGACACCAUCCUGCGAGUGUUGGGCUCCAAUGUCCGUGAAUUCUUACAAAAUCUGGAUGCAUUACAUGACCAUCUGGGCACUAUCUAUCCUGGCAUGCGUGCUCCCUCCUUCCGCUGCACGGAUGCAGAGAAGGGGAACAACCUUAUUCUCCACUAUUACUCUGAGAGAGAGGGUCUUCAGGACAUCGUCAUAGGGAUCAUCAAGACGGUUGCACAGCAGAUUCACGGAACUGAGAUUGAGAUGAAGGUCAUUCAGCCGAAGAGCGAAGAAUGUGAUCACAUUAAGUUCCUGAUUGAGGAGAAGGACUCGGAGGAGGAGGCGUUUUAUGAAGACUUGGAUGGUUUUGAGGAGAAUGGGACUCAAGAGACACGAAUCAGUCCAUACACCUUCUGCAAGGCUUUUCCCUUUCACCUGAUGUUCGACAAGGACCUCAUGCUAACACAGUGUGGCAACGCCAUCUUCAGAGUCUUGCCACAGCUGCAGCCUGGCGUCUGUAACCUGUCCUCAGUGUUCUCUCUGGUUCGGCCGCACAUAGACUUCAGUUUCCAUGGCAUCCUGUCUCACAUCAACACUGUCUUUGUGCUGCGGAGUAAGGAGGGCCUGCUAAAUGUAGAGACGGCGGAGAAUGAAGAUGAACUCACAGGAACAGAGAUCAGCUGCCUUAGACUAAAGGGCCAAAUGAUCUCACUUCCUGAGACGGAGAACAUCCUAUUCCUGUGCUCGCCAAGUGUUAUGAAUCUGGAUGACCUGACGAGGAGAGGGCUUUACCUGAGUGACAUCCCUCUUCAUGAUGCCACCCGUGACCUUGUGUUACUUGGGGAGCAGUUUCGUGAGGAGUACAAGUUGACCCAGGAGCUGGAGAUCUUGACAGACCGUCUGCAGCAUACACUCCGAGCACUGGAAGAUGAGAAGAAGAAGACAGACAGGUUGCUGUAUUCUGUUCUGCCUCCGUCUGUAGCCAAUGAACUGCGGCAUAAGCGGCCUGUGCCUGCUAAACGAUACGACAAUGUGACCAUUCUUUUUAGUGGCAUUGUUGGCUUCAAUGCAUUCUGCAGCAAACAUGCAUCUGCAGAGGGAGCCAUCAAAAUCGUCAACCUUCUCAAUGACAUCUACACCAGAUUUGACAUUCUCACUGAUUCUCGGAAGAAUCCUUAUGUGUAUAAGGUGGAGACCGUUGGUGAUAAAUACAUGACGGUGAGUGGUCUUCCAGAGCCCUGCACCCACCAUGCAAAAUCCAUCUGUCAUCUGGCCCUGGAUAUGAUGGAGAUCGCUGGACAGGUCAAAGUGGAUGAGGAUCCUGUGCAGAUCACCAUUGGAAUUCACACAGGAGAGGUGGUCACAGGGGUCAUAGGUCAAAGAAUGCCCCGUUACUGCCUGUUUGGAAACACUGUCAAUCUAACAAGUCGUACAGAGACCACUGGAGAGAAAGGAAAAAUUAAUGUGUCUGAAUACACAUACAGGUGUUUGCAGUCUGUGGAAAAUGCUGAUCCUCAAUUUCAUUUGGAGUACAGAGGACCUGUAACCAUGAAAGGAAAGAAAGAGCCAAUGAAAGUGUGGUUUCUCUCACGCAAGACUUAACAGACUCGCCGCACUGAUGCAGUUUGUGUUGUGUUAUCAGCUACUGUGUUUAUUAUAAAUUCUAUGAAUAGGAAAAUGCUUUGCUUUCUACAUCAAAUUCAGCGUAUUCUUCCCCUCUAA